CUUUUCCUUGUUCCUGGACUACUUUUAACAUACUUUGAGGACAACAUUUUUUAUUUAUUCGGUAAUUAUCAAACAUUUUCUUGGAUGGGCCUGCCUCAAGGAUUAUCAAGUUUCAAUUAAAGAUUUCUUUGACAAUAACUUAAAUGUGAAAUGUCGCAUAAUAUUGAUAAUCGAGAUCAAGGUAACUGAGUUGAAGUCACUAGACACGCUGGACACUCGUUUCUGAAGUACUAUAACUAGUCACCAUAUCAAUGAGGCAGGCCCUAGAAUAAAUUCCCCAGCGAAAGUAUAUACGUAGCCGAGAAAAUCACAUCUGCAGUUGAUUAAUAGUAGUCGCAUGAGCAGAAGUUGUGGAUAACUGAAUCGAAAUAGCUGCCACAAGACGCCCUCUGCCCUUUCCAGAGGUCUUAGGAUAUUACUACUAGUUCCUUGAUACUUGAUAUAGACCAAACACGCUAUUUAUUACAACUGGAAAAUAAUUUGCAAUGUCAGAGGGCAUAGAUGUAGUCCAGGUGAAGGUAGAACCACUAUAUACAGAUAAUGAGGAAAAUGUGGAGACUGCAAGGAAAGCAGAAGCUGAACAGAUACAUAAAUAUGUUAAAAAGGAGCCUAUUUGGAACAUGGAGGACUGCUCACCGGCCCGCCUCAGUAGGGACCAAAUAAUAGAAAAGGACCAUGUGAGCCACACAAGCAGAAAAAUGGAUCACAUAAGCCAUGAAAUAAAGAAAGAAACUGAGCUAAAUGAUACAGAGGACUCACAAAUUGACUGGUGUAUGGAUAAUGUAGUUAAAGUUGAGAGAGAGGUGGUUAUGUCUGAUGGAAGCAUGGUAGCAUCACAAGUUAGCGAACACACUCAAAACACAUCACCAUUGCAAAGCCAAGAGUCACAGGCUGCAUGCACAGACCAUGGUAUAAAAAAAGAGAAUGAGUCUACAAUAGAAGCAAAUUCAUCUAGCAUAUGUGAGGCAACCACACCAAGUGGUCUGUCCAUGGAACAUGUGGUCAAGAUUGAGAGAGAAGCAGACAUAUACAGUAACAAUGUAACUCCACAACAUAAGUUAAAUGAGUCUGAGAGCAAAGUGGAAUGUGCCAGACAAAGAGGUCAUGAUAUGCAGGAUGAAAAGGCUACAAUACAGUCUGGCCUGAGCAUAGACCAAAUGGUAAAGGCUGAAAGUUCAGUCAUAGGCCUGUACAUGGACCAUGUUGUAAAGGAUGAGUUGGUAGUUGGACCGGAGGUACUGCAGAGGCCAAAACUCUUCCAACAUCAAGCAACCAUUAACCAUAAUGGGAGUAAAGUCCUUGGUAGGGGUUGCUCUGUCAGACUGGAGAAGAUGCAUGUGGAUGUGGAGAGUGGUGUGUGUAGGGUUGACCUCAAUACAUACAAGUUCCGGAUGUGUCCCAUAAACUACCGAGACAAUUUAGUAAAAAAUGAGAUUAAUGGAGCAACUCCACAAAAAGACGAAAAUAAGCAUAUGGGAACAAAUUCCAAAUCACCAAGUAACAAAAGCAUUAAAGUCCAAGAAAAACGAUACAAAUGUGACCUCUGCAAUUAUUCUACUUAUGAAAAAUAUAGGCUUAAAGUCCAUGGAAAGGUGCACAGUGGUGAAAAACCCUUCAAAUGCAAGCUAUGCAGUUACUCCACUGCCUAUAAAGCUCACUUGCAAAUUCACGACAGAAUACACACUGGUGAAAGACCUUACAAAUGCGACCAAUGUAAUUAUGCCUCCAUCCAAAAAUGUGACUUGUCUGUCCACAAAAGGGUGCACAGUGGGGAGAAGCCACACAAAUGUACCCACUGUAGCUUCGCUUGUAAACGUAAACGUGACUUGUUAGCCCAUGAAAGGACACACAAAGUUGAGAAACCGUUUAAAUGUGAACACUGUGAUUAUAGCAGCAACCGCAAACGAGAUCUGUUAAUCCAUGUUAGUCGCACACACUCUUUAAAAACUACCGUAAAUGAUCAGAAUGCGUACAAAUGUGACCACUGUAGUUACACUAGUCCUUCUAGACGAAACUGGAAGAAUCACAUCAGAAUAAUGCAUAUGAAAAUUAAACCGUACAAAUGCGAUCGAUGUGAUUACGAAACUAGAGAUAAGAUUAGAUUUGGAACUCACGUCAAGAAACACACUGGGGAGCCAAUCAAGUUGCGUUAUAAAUGUAGUCAAUGUGAUUACGCUACUGACCAUAAACAUCAUAUGUUAGGCCACCAAAGAACUCAUUCAGGUGAAAAACCUUUUAAAUGUGGCCACUGCAGCUACGCUACGGCCUAUAGACGUGAAUUGUUAGCCCACAAAGCUUUACACAACGAUGAAAACCCUUACAAAUGCAUUAAAUGCACUUAUGCAUGUGGCAGUGAGAGUAAUCUGCGAAAUCAUGAAAGGACACACAUUGGUGAGAGCGUGAAUAAACUUGCAGAAACUCAAAAACCUGUUUGUUCAGAACAGAGUUAAAACGAUUUCAUAUAUUUGAUUUUAGUUUAGGGUUGGAAGGAAAAUGGGAGAGUUGUAAAACACAAACAAUAAGUGCUUUACAAGGAAACCUGCACAAAUGCAGAAUAAUAUUUUUAUUAUAGUUAAAUUAUAUAGAAGGAGAUAGAUAGAAGUAAUUAGGUUUCUUGUUACAAAUAAUCGCACGUUCAUCACAGCAAAGCAAUCACAUUUUUCUUCUUUAAUAUAUAAGAUUAUUUCUAUUAUCUAGGUACUUAUAUUUGUUUUUUUUUUACCAUUGAUAAUUGAAUUUGUUUAAAAAAUAAUUUUCAUCACAAAAUAACUAAGUCGUUCCAUUUAUUGUGUU
Molecule: messenger RNA, 2793 nt
Organism: Cydia splendana
Lineage: Eukaryota; Metazoa; Arthropoda; Insecta; Lepidoptera; Tortricidae
Product: zinc finger protein 484-like
Exons: 3
Coding region: 486-2450 (654 amino acids)
Biological process (GO): regulation of transcription by RNA polymerase II
Molecular function (GO): DNA-binding transcription factor activity, RNA polymerase II-specific; RNA polymerase II cis-regulatory region sequence-specific DNA binding
Source: RefSeq, a predicted model, not a curated record